Molecule: messenger RNA, 7320 nt
Organism: Drosophila biarmipes
Lineage: Eukaryota; Metazoa; Arthropoda; Insecta; Diptera; Drosophilidae
Exons: 3
Coding region: 56-7195 (2379 amino acids)
Source: RefSeq, a predicted model, not a curated record
ACCAGAAAUGUAUCUGAGCCUCUGAGCUGCCCUUCCUGACUUCCGUUCCUUUGAUAUGACUGGCCUAACCAGAAGGCGUCGCACCGCCCAGCAGAUCCUCUUGCGACGAGCCUUGAACAAAAGCGUUAGCAGAGACCUUGCCACCACCGAUUGGGUCUGGAAGCAGGGCGACAUUGUGGAGGCCCCUUUUCAGAUCAGGAAUUCCCAAAUUCAGGAGAGAUCCUCGUCGAGAGCAGUGAGGAAACUGCACAGGAUUUUAGCAGCCAAUCCCUUUAGGCUUUUGGGUGAGAGGAGAACGGCAGGAAAGCUACCAGGAUGUGAUCUUCAACAGAAGGACUCUCGCUCCUGGAGAAAGCUCAAGCCAAGUGAGAAUAAGCCCACCUUAAGCGGUCACAGCCUGAAACCCAAUGAACACUCUAGGGGCAGCACUCGAUCUCGACACAGUUCCUCCACUUAUCCCUCCACCUGGCAGCUGAAUAUUAACAAGGCCAAGGAAGAACCGAAGGAGAAUUCAAACGGAUCCCUGGACGAGAUCAUCAAUUGUUCGAUUCUCAAUCGAACGCCCUAUGAUCACAAGCUUAAUACGCCACUCAAGUCGGAUAAUUUCUGUCAAUGCACUAUAAAUAAGAAAGCCAGAAGGAGGAGCAGGAAAUCAAAAGUGCUUCCUGGGGACCCAGCACACGCCAUCACGGAAAGUACAAGAAAAAACCCCUCGGAAGAAAGAAGUUUCGAAGCAUGUGGUCUAUUCCAAAGAUUGAAGGAAAGGGUCUACAGCGGUGAGGAAUUCGGUCAAGUGCGCAGGAUUUGCAGAAAAUCCUCAAAAAACAGCGGAAACUCAAAGAUAUCUUUCGGUUGUAAACAAAAUUGUGCUGGACGAUCUUACAAGAACUAUGGAGGAUAUAGUCCCUCAGAAACGGAUAUUGAAGUGCCAGCUGAAUACCAACCCAAGCUGCAAGGCCGAUUUGAUUAUCUUAGCAAAAUAGAGAGGAUCAGCAAGCCGCCCUCAGGCUUGGAUAAUAAGUGGAGCCUUAAAAUGCCCAGCAAUACGGAAAUCAAACAGUAUAUGGACAACCCAGCCGUGGAUCGACCCAAGUACAAGCCUCAAGAUCGGGAAGUACGGCGAAAGAUCUCCCAUUGCUAUUGUGCAAAAAGAAAGAGAAACCUCAACCAAGGAAGGCGUGGUCUGAAUAACUCAAAUUUCUCAAAUGAUUCGUUACUUGAUGAUCCAAAAUAUAGGAAUAAAAUACCUUCACAAGCUAGCUUAUUAUCGUCUGACAAAUUUUCCCAGCGCCUUAAUGAUGUAGAGGGUGAAGAUAAUUUAAGCCAAAGUCAGUUUGGGGCAUCAAAUAUUUACCAACAAAAUAUAAUAUCCAAUGGGAAGAACAAUGCAAAUGUCUAUCAAAGCAAUAAAAAUGAAAGUAAAAGACAUCCUUACUCUGAUCCAGAAGAAUACUCUUCAAAUGAGUCAGAUAAUCCGAAUACAGGGAUUUCAGCAAAGUACAAUCAGAAGGAUGGAGGGUCCUACGAUGCCAGGAGAGUUCCAUCUUCAGAAUAUCCACAAGCUGGGAGUCAAAGAGCCACUCAAGGUUUCAGUUCCCAGGAUCCAUCUCCGGGGAACUGGAAAAGGGCAAGCGGAGAGAAAGCAGGAAAACCCGAAAACAGUGGCCCAAAAUGCGUUGAAGCCAUUACCCAGACUUCUGAAUUAGUAAUAACCUACAGAAACUCUCCAGAACUGCCUUACAAUGCGGAACCAACCAAGAAAGGGCAGAAAAACGUUGUAAGAUCCAAUUUAGGAACGGCCAAUCAAGAAAACGACAGGCAAGUAAGGUCAGUUAAAAAUCCCCAGUCCCAAGAAGCCGAAAAAAAUAAGGCACAGCUUUCCGAACCAACUGUCUUAAAUCUAGUACAGUCCAACUCUCUUAUAAUUGAAUCCCAUGAAGAGCAAUAUGGUGUAGUACAAUCCAAACAAGUAGAAGUAGAAUCGGACCAAGAAUUCUAUCAAUCGCAAGAAAACUCAAUAAGGUCCAAUAUAGGAACAGUCAAGCAAAUAAAAUCUGGUAAAGCAACUCCGAGGACCCAACAACCCCGAGAAAUGAACAGGAAUCCUUUGAAACCAUCAAUUCCAUCUAAACAAGAGCAAAGUAAGCCACAAAAAUCAAAACCCACUGGCCUAAAUCUAGUACAAUCCAAUUCCCUUAUAAUUGAAUCCCAUGAAGAGCAUUAUGAUGUAGUGCAAUCCAAAGAAAUAGAACUUGAACCGCCCCAAGAGUCCUAUCAAUCGCAAGCAAGCUCAGUGAGAUCCACUGUAGCAACACCCAAUAAAGAACAUAUUAAGGAAGUAAAGUCAGGUAAAGCAACUCCGAAGACCCAACAUCCCCGACAAAUAAAAAGGAAACCUUCGAAACCAUCAAUUCAACCUAACCAAGACCAAAGUAAGCCACAAAAAUCAAAACCCACUGGCUUAAGUCUUGUCCAGUCGAGUUCCUUUAUAACUGAAUCCCAAGAAAAGCAAUACCACCUUGUACAAUCCAGUUCCAUAGAUCUUAUAGCGCCCGAAGUUACCGCUCCAAAACCAAAAAAGGUAAUUCGUCCUCGCAAACGGAAGAGAAGUCGAUGCUGCAGUUGCUGUAGUCGAUGUAGCACUCGAAAAAGGUCCUUGAAGAAACCAAACCCAUCCGAAAAAACCAAAAGCAAAGGUCAUUGUGAUGUUCGUGAGCUGUUAGAUAUUUUGCAAAAAACUGUAGCAGGGCUGGAGAAGCAAAUGAAUAACAGAAAGGGAUUCAAAACGUCUAAAAACACCAAGUCAAAAUCAAAAUUAAAUGAAGCUCAAAAUAAACAUUCUAUUGAUGUCCGUGCUCAACACUUUCCUUACCCUCAAGAAUAUUAUAAUUUGGAAAGAAGUAGAUUCGAUCGGGGUAUGAAUCAUUCUCGAAAUCAACAAUAUAGUUCGAAUACUCCUACUAAUUUUGAAAGACCAAGAAAUGCAUACCAAACAUAUUACGAUAAAAGAAGAUGGGGUUACGACGGUGCAAACUCAUCGAAUAUUUUUCCAACUAAUUCUAACACUGGCUUCACAGGUCCUAUUUCCUUAAGUUAUGGCGCUAGUCCAAAUAGCGUUGAACUAUCUGCAUUUUCCUAUCAAAAUCAGCGAAUUCAAAAGGAAGCAGUUCCUGAAAAUGACUAUUUUAAUAAAGAUCUAAGACCGUACAACAUUAAAGAUAUGAGAGGUCCUAAUUCUUUAAAUAAUGAAAUUCCAAAUCCAAACUAUGGUCAACCAUCAGCAGAUAUUUAUCACAACAACACCUAUCAAGGGGAAUCAUUGCCCCAAAAUAGAGCCAACCCAGCUACUCUUGAAGUGCCAUAUGGGAGUGAAGAACCAUCUAGAAGAAACGAGCAUGAUUACCCCAAAGAAAUAAGCGAACGAAAAAGCCAACCAUAUAGAAACCAGGAACCCUUUCAGGAACCUAUAGGCAUUACAAAUGGGACUCAGGAACACACUUUGAAUAACUAUACCAAUCAAAGUUUAAACCAACCAAUGAUUGGAGCGUGUCUAUGUAUUGGAAACAGUCCUCAAGUGGAGGUUCACGAACAGAACCCUUUCGCAAGGAAACCCAUGACGGAUUCUGCUUAUAGCCAAGGUUCAAAAGGUCCAACAAAGUUAGAAAGUCAGAACCCAAAGGAGAUAUGCAGGGGCCCAGAGUUUUGCCCUUUUAGCAGUUUGAACAAUGCAUAUGAUGGUCAAAGAAACAGAGGUCCAAUAACCUUUCAAGAAGGACACACAGAUAUACCUAACACUGAACGUGCUCUAACUCAAAAGCCCCUACAAAUAUGUGACAAUUCUAUUUACCCAUAUGCACUACAAAAUUCCAAGUCAUGGAAUAGUCCUAGUUAUCCCAUUUCAAACGAAACUCAACCUUAUCCAAAUGAAAUCGACCCACCCCAGUGCAAUCCUGAAUGUGUUUAUGAGCAAUCAAUAAAUUCUGGAUGUUGCAAAGGUCCCGAGUAUUGUCUAUACCGAAAUAAUCGGGGCGUAGUAACUUUUGAAGACAGCAAUACAUAUAGAAAUUAUCAAGACCCGAGAAAAGUAGGUGCUAAUUCAACUGACCAAGAAGCCAUGCAAUAUUCCACAUCGGAGAACAUAACUCAAUCUUAUCCAAUGGAAAGCGACCCAACAGCAGACGAUAUUGAUUGUUUUUGUGAUCAAAAGGAGAGACUCAUACCUUUUCAAAAGGGUGGAACCGCUAAUAACUCUGAAGACUUUUGCGGAAUUCCUCAUUGUCCAGAAAAUAAAGCAUUUGAAAAUGUUUCGAGCCGGACUGAAAGAAGACAAACGUAUCCGAAAAAAGAAUCGAUUUACAGGAGUUCCCAUAAAUAUCAUAACAAAGAAGAACUAUGCGAAUGUCCUGAAAGACAGGUACUUUUAGAGCACUCAAACUAUGCAGAAAACCGAAAAUCAUUUGAUCAAUCCAGGAAUCAGAAUUUUAAAGAGUCUUACCAGACAGAGGAGUGUUUACUAACUUGUCCGACGAGACUUAAGUGCUCUCAAGAUGAUAAAAGAAGAGGAGGUCCACAGAUUACUAUAGUCAGCAAUCACCGGAGAGAAGGAAAGGACACUAGAACGAGGAAUAAUAAACCAUCAUGUCUAGAAGAAGAGGAUUUAGAACCAUGCUCAAAUCGCAAAUGUCCCAAAGGAUUAAUAGAUCAUUUUUGCAACAACCAGCAAUACCCUGAAAAAAUAUUAAACAGGUAUGGGAGAGCAAAACAAGUUUACCAAAACGAUAUUCCCAACGAUAUAUGUGAAAAUCAAAAUUGUCCCGAUAAAAACGCAAGAAAUAGGGAACCAUAUACGGUCAAAAACUCUAUAAAAGGCGAUAGAAAAUGGAAGGGGGAAAGGCAAACACAAUUAGAAGAAAUGACAGAGGAUGUCGAUUCUCAGGACUCAUGCCCUGAAGAUUGUCCUAAUCGAGAAUUUUUUACCAAUCUUAAAGAUAGAAAUAAGGACGCAACUACAGAUUGGAAAACCUACGAAAAUCCAAAAUGUUCAGAUAGAUCAAAAAGGCUGUCCAACAGAGAGGUUUUGUACAAGGAUUCCCAGGUCCCUGAAAAGAUAAUUCGGCCCAGAACUCAAAGAUACGAUAAAGCUUGUGAUAAUUCAAAGUGUCCCAAUAAAAAUGGGAUAUAUGGGGAUCAAAAUAAGUAUCGAACUUAUAAUAGACUGGGUUCUCAAAAAAAGUACGAUCAAAAAUUGUGUGAGAAUGCAAAAUGCACUGAUAAAAACAAUAUGCACAAGAAGCGGAAUGAAACUGGAUAUGCUGCAAGUGAUUCGAAAAAAGCUAAUUCUGAGAGACGAGCAUCCUAUAACGAAAAAAGAUCAACAGGUCAAAAAAAGGAUCAAAAUUCUAUAUGCCACGAACCCAACUAUCCAGAAGGCAAAGAAGAAGAUAACGAUAUACAUUUUAAGGAAGAUCCAGACUUAAAUCGUUCAAAUUGUUAUGACCGCCAAAUGUCUCGAAUCAACAAUGAUAUAAAUAAUGGUUUUGAAAUCUGCGAUAAUCCAAACUGCCCAGGUAGAUUUAGAGAAGUUGGUAAUAAAAAGAAUUAUGAAGAGAAUCAUUAUGAAAAAGAAGUGUGUGAGAAUCCACAUUGCCCCGAUAAAGUAAAUAAAUCACCGAAAAGGUAUAAGUAUUCCAUGGAUAGAGAAAAAUGUCCCAAUGACAAAUGCUAUGAUGCAGAUGAACUAGACCUCUGCCCUAUGGAAUGCCCUGAGCGUUACCGAGUUCUCUUCACCGAUCUCCGAAGGUGCAAAACUAAAACAAAUAAAACAAGUCGUCAAAGCAGUGGAAGAGCCGAUGUAUACGAUGAUAGCCCCAUCAGAACUAAGUCCUGCAAGGCUUGCAAGCGUUAUAUACCCCUUGAAAGGGAUCGUCAGGCGAUUAACAAUUAUUGUAAGCCCUGUAGAAUUGAAGCAGCAGCGAAGAACGACUCUGUAGAAAGCUUAGUAAGAGCCGUCUGCAUAAGCCCUGGCAAAGAAGCGCCGGUUUUGGUUAGAAAUAGGCACAAUCCCCUGGUGACGGAUCCGAUUUUCAAUAGCUACGACAAGCAUAUUUUGAAAAAUUUCGAAAAGUACAAGGAGGAAAAUAAACUGCGGAAAUGUGCUGAGGACUGUCCUUUCAUUGGGCAUAUGGAGGUUAAAGAAAUAGCCCAGAAAAGUUCCUCUGAUUGCAGUUGCGAAAUGGAACACCAAGAAUAUACCUCCCAGUGCGAUUGCUCAGAACCUGAAAUUGUGGAAUGCGAAGAUACGAAGAACACUAAAUCUAAAGUCUCAUUCUUCGGUUGUUGUACAAAAUCACCGAAAGAUGAAAGUAAAUCCGAGCCUGAGCCACAGCGAAGAACUAAGCCUGUUCAGAAAGAUAAAGCUGAAUCAAAAUCGAGUGGUUUUAGCUGCUUCAAACGAAAGGAAAAACCUCCACAGGAAAAAACUAAGCCAAAAGAGAGAUCUGCUUCGAAAUCGAGUGGAUUCAGCUGCUUCAAAAAGAAGGAAAAGCCUCCUCAGGAGGAGCCGAAACCCAAAGAAAAAACUCAAUCUAAGUUGAGUGGGUUUAGCUACUUCAAAAAGAAGGAAAAGGUUCCCCAGGAAGAAGCGAAACCUAAGGAGAAGUCACCAGCAUCAACCAAGUCGAGUGGUUUCCUAUGUUUCAAGAAAACCGAAAAGCGCCCCCAAGAAGUUAAAGUUAAAAAUGAAAAGGUCAAAGAUACAAGUGAAAAACCAUCGAAGCGAAGCGGCUUUUUCGGUUGGUGUAGAAAAUCCGACGCACCCAAGGAGUACAGGCGAAAGCUAGAGGACAUUCCGCCAACUCCCGACUGCACAUGUAGAAGGGAUGCGGAUGCCAAAGAGGAAGAGGUUCCCAUGCUGCAACCCGGAGUUCCCUUCCGCUGUCCAUGUGCCCCCGAUGAUCUCGACGAUGGCGAGGUAAAAGUCCUGUAUGACUCCAGUUUCCGCUUCCAGAAGGAGAGCUGCAGCUGUGCUGAGGUGCCGAAAACCACAAUUUGCCAUAACAAUCCCCAAAACCCUGAGCAGGACACUUCGGAUUGGUAUGCUUCGUCGGCAAUAUCCUGCCGUCAGGAAAUCGAGGAGCAGGAGAUCCCUUACUGCCCCUGUGCCAGUGCCAAUGGCUUCUACAAAAUUGUGCGGUAACUAUGAUUGAGAGUUUCAACGAAAACUUAAACACUUUUGGGUAAACUCCCAAUCAUAAUUACUUUAAGUGAGCAGUUAGGAUCAGCGCAAAAUUUAUAUUACAAAUAAAAAUGUGAACUUAGUUA